AUGGCCGACAAACUCCCUACAGCCGACCUCAAAGCGCUUUUGGAGGCUAAGAUGAAUGAAUCGAUCCACAAAAACGGUCUUGAGUACAGGGGGGGAUUUCUAACCGUAGACUACGUUCAGGAGAUUUUCACCACGGAGAACCUCGCGGAACAAUUGAAUGAUCACCCAGAAGGUCGAAGACAUUCAGCGCAUCAUCGAACACAGCUCGCUGUGAGCAUUAGAGAAAAGCAGAAGCAGCUCUACUCCAUACUCCUCCUCAUAGGCGAGUCGCGUCGAAUUCACCAGAUCCAGCGAAUGCCCAAAAGCGAGGCCAUGCUUAUAAGCGAUGAAUAUCUGUUCGAACCAACCACAAAUAUCUAUGAGCUGGAACGACUACAGAGUAUGACGUUCUUUGACGGCAUUGCUGAUGCUUUUUACCGAAAGCAAUGGAUAUUUCCGCCUAGUCUAUCCGCACAAAAGACACUAGAGUUCCCAGCAGAACAUUUCCGUUUCCCAUUCACAAGUAAACGUCGAACUCUCGGAAACGGGUAUCAUGGGGAUGUCCAUGCGGUAGAAGUAUCCGGCUUUUUUCUUCAAACAAAGCAAAGCAACGAUCGAUCACAGGGCACCAGCAUAGCUUACAAAAAGAUUAGCAAACAUAAACUCGAGGAAUGGGAUAUGGUACAGAGGGAAGUAGACAUGCUUCAAGCACGACGCCACAGUAAUAUCACGCCACUCUUAGUGAGUUUCUAUGCCGGACUCGAGUCUCCUGGCUCUGCAAAUAGCCCUAUCCGUUGUUUGUACCUUCUUUCCCCACUGGCAACUAUGGACAUGCAUGCGUGGUUUACGAAAGGACCCGAGCAUAUGAGUACAGGGAAACAAGAAUUGCGCCGUUUUGUCUACUCUGACGCAAUGUUAGGCCUUGCAUCCGGAGUCACUUACAUUCACCGGGAGAUCAAUGGACUGAUCGGCUAUCAUCGAGACAUUAAGCCCAGCAACCUGCUCCUAUUCCAAGGGGCGGGAGGAUCGGAGAUGUGGAAAAUUUGCGAUUUCGGCAGCUCCAAUCUAAAGAUUUUGGGUGAUACUGGUACGACAAAUAUAGUCACCACGACGGAAUGGGCGCCUGCAGAGUUUUUCACCGAUCAAUACAGUAAGGACGGACAAACACACGGUCGUUCACAUGACGUGUUCUCGCUUGGAUGCGUGUUCCUGGAACUGGCCACCAUAUUGCACCAGGGCUGGGGUUCAGAUGGGAUCCCGGAACUUCGAAAACGCAGAGAAAAGGAUGAUUCGUACGAAGGGCCAUUGAAGAACGUAGGCAAAGCUGGCGAUUACUGCAAAUCGAUGAACGCAGUGCAUAGGUGGAUGGAAGAGUUGCUAAGUAAAUGCAACUCGGAUGAAGACAAGAAGAUUCUGGAAUUGAUAAAGGAGAUGUUAUCGCCUCGAAACGAGCGAAUAUACGCCUGGGAAGUCGAGAUAGACUUAUUCAUCCUUUCCGACCCAAUGCGGAGCUGCACCGAAGUCAACAAACGACUAAAGAAGAUCAUCCAAUCAUCACGAGGUUACGAUCCCAAAAUGAAGCAUAAUCCAUUUGUGCGCGCACAAAAGAAGAUGGAAGCACAAACCGAUACCAGAAAGCCAUCGUUAAGGUCCGAAGAAUUUCUCGAUAUUAUUUCUGCAGCGGAAUGGCGUCGUUAUACGCCCCAAUCUACCACUGGGAGUUUCAAAGUCAGCUCAGUUCCACAAAAGACUCUAUCGAACAUCCCAUCGCCCAGCAGCAUUGACAUACUCUUUGGACGGCAAGAUCUGUACAAGUACAUUUCUGACAGUUUCGUCCAAUCAGACACAGUAGCACUGUACGGGUUGGGAGGUGUUGGAAAAUUACGAAUCGCACGGGAAUACGCGUCGCAGUUUGUGAAACCUGCAGAUAAAGCCAUGCAAAGGCACACCUUCGAAGUGGAGGCUAAAAACAAAUCGGCGUUACUUGAAUCAUACGACGCGAUCGCGCAUCAAAUCAACAUGUCUCACGACGAAUCGGAAUUCAGAACAAAGUCGCUCGACAAGGUCACAGGAAAGACUCUCAAAGCAUGGCUAGAGAACCGUCAAAAUGGCGGCUGGUUUAUGGUUGUGCAUGGAUUCGACUCAGUUCAGUAUGCAGAGGAGCUUUGGGAGAUGUUGCCAGUGCCUGAGUGUGAAUAUUGUCAGAUGCUCAUAACAACACGCACGCGCGCUACUGUGAAGGAUGUGGAGGGAAGGCUGAUUCCUGAAGUACAGGUCGAUGUGCUCAACCAAACAGAUUCGAUGCGUCUCUUCAAGCAUCACAUUCGGAGAAAGCUUACUACUCGGCAUCCGCAGGAUAGUGAGAACCAGGUAGAUGAUCCCUACGAUCACCAGACCAAGUCGUUAGUCGAAAAGCUGUGGUCGCCAUUCAUGAUAAGAUCUGCAGCCAAGCAUAUGAAUAACAAGUCGCUGGUAGUCGGGUAUAUGAACAAGAGGUUAGACGACAAUAGCUUCGCAACCGUUAGAACCACCCCUCAAGACUAUCUUGAGUAUAUUCUUCGGCCCCUCAACCCCGAUGGAUCGUUCAAGGAUAAGCCUUGGCCUCGCGUAGUUCGCUUCCUAUUUCUACUGGCAUUCUUCCAUUCCCGGGGAGUCAGCUGGGACUUGCUGCUAUCUGAGUACAAGCAAGAGGAGGAGGCAUUGGUUGAUAUGCUGGAUAUUUUGCAGGACUGUUCCAUGAUUUCCAUGGACUACCAGCAAAAUCAAACAAUCUAUGUUCUCAAUGCCCACGUACGACGUGCGCUGUUGGGUUGGAUGGAUAAUGGUCGCGGCCUAGGCCACACUUGCAGCGAUGAGUAUGGUCCAGAGGCGAUAGUGAAACACUACAACAAGUCGCUCUCGAUGAUUUGCAAGGCGCACAAGAUUAAUCACGGCAACUCAUCCAAACAGACGAAGACCAAGCCUUUGAAACCACAUGCAUCUAAGCAAGCAUUCAUGCCGCACUUUGAAUGCUUUCUGGAUUUCAUCAAGAAACAUCCCCAGAAGUUAAACUUCACGCUGGGCGACUUAGCUGUCCGGGCUGUCAUAUUGUUCUCGAAGGUUCUUCUCGAUGAAGACAGGUAUGACGAUGCAAUGAAGGUAACUGCCUACGCACAUACUCAUUUCAAGUGUGAUCUCAGUGAGAUCGAUGCGGCAGAUGCUGGAAAGUCGAAACAGGCAAGAAUUUCCUUUCAUCUGAUGCGACAACUAGUUCAAGUAUAUCUCGCCCGUCCACAGGAUGACUGUUCAGCCGAGUCUUGGGGCAAAGCUGAGGAGUUGAUCAACAAGUUGCAAGCGGAAGCUCAUCGAAUAAAAGAGCUUGACUUACCAUGGACCCAGUUCGCUUCUCCAGAACUAGAGAUUCAACUAGAGAAGGUCCGAGUGUAUUGGAAAUCAGGGCGUGUUGAACCCGCAAGGCGAGAAUUGUCGCACAUCAUUGAGAGCACCGGUGUGCUCAUCAAGCGAGAUGGCCAGGUACUUGAGCCCAUUCAAGGCAACGGAUGUCGCGUACGCUUCGGCUUACCGAAGAACCUUCGAGAGGAAGACCAAAGACGGAGAUCGAUCCGCAUGUUGCAGCUCAAGGUCACAAGAGAAGACGGCCUGCUAUACACAAUGGAAGGCAUCCAACAAAACCAGAAAAAUCCAAGACUUGCGCACAAAUCUUGGAAGAAGGCUAGGAAAGCUCUCGAGCUUGCUCAAGACGCCGCAUCUCAGUGGUUUGCUGAUGACGCUGUAUUGCACGAUGAAAUUGGGGAGGAGAUUGCAGUCGCAAACACCAAGAUAGGCACAGCUAGUCUGGUCAACCAAGCUAUUACGACACUAGAGGCUGCAUGCAACCGAGCGAAAAGCAGAUAUGGGCAGUGUAGGCGUACGUGGGAUCUGGAACGGAGGCUCAACGAAGCUAAGCUCAAAUCCAAGAAGCACGUAGAGGAGGGGACCGACAGCGCAAAACGACUACUUCAGUUGUAUGAAGAGCGCCUUGGACCUGAGAAGAUGGCAACAAAGCAGUGUGCGUUGCAGCUAGCAAAAGGAUUGAGGUAUAUGGGAAGAUGGGAGGAUAGGUGUGCACUAGCACGGAGAUACACAGGUUUAGAGCAGGAGUUGCGUGAAGACAUGGGAAUGUUCUUGAGGUUAGAGUUUGAACUGAUGGCGUUGCUGAUGUGGUUGUUGAGCGGUGGACGGUACGGGUAA
Alternaria arborescens is the source of this 4209-nucleotide messenger RNA. RefSeq lists its product as hypothetical. The record is from RefSeq and is a predicted model, not a curated record. The transcript is spliced from 3 exons. Bases 1 to 4209 code for a protein of 1402 amino acids. Gene Ontology annotation, biological process: peptidyl-serine phosphorylation; peptidyl-threonine phosphorylation. NCBI's taxonomy places the organism in Eukaryota, Fungi, Ascomycota, Dothideomycetes, Pleosporales, Pleosporaceae. Gene Ontology annotation, molecular function: ATP binding; protein serine/threonine kinase activity; ADP binding.